CAUUGGAGGAAGCCUCAUUCCAUUUUUAAAAUUACUUUUACCCUCUUUCCAAAUUUGCUCUGAGAUUCCUUCUUUAGACAACAUUUCUUAGCCCUUAAAGACAUUUCCUAAUCCUCCUCUUUCCCCUCUUUGCUUUCUUUAAGACUGUUUAAUUCAAACCAUUCUUUGUGGCUCUUUUUUGGGAAAAUCAUUACAAGAAGAACUGAUGGUGCUCUGGGGACAUGACACACCUCUCUAGCCUUAGUGGUUCUUCUCUGAGUCAAAUGAUUUCCCCGAUGAGCCCAGAUGCUUUCUCCUGCAGUUGAACUUCACCCCUUGGCCGAGAAUUGCAUACAGCUCAUGGCCCUCCCCUUCCCACACCCACUUCUCCUAGGUUCCCUUACCCAAAAAUUUCAUCACUUCCCAGAACAGCCAGAACAUUCUUGGAUGUUUCUGCCAGUUAGUGUUUAACCAAAUAACAGUCUCUAAGGGGUAGGUUGGACUAACAGAAGGAUUGAAGCCUGAGACUUAAAAAGACAACUUCUGCAGGGUGAGUCCCUGAGUCCUGGAGGAGAGGGAGAAAGAGAGAGCCAGAGUGGACACAGGAGCAAAACACAAUGGAAUCGACCUUCACCUCCAAGGACACUUAUCUGAGACAUUUUAACCCUCGGGAUUACCUAGAAAAAUAUUACAACUUUGGGUCAAGACACUCUGCAGAAAAUGAGAUUCUUAGGCAUCUUCUGAAAAAUCUUUUCAAGAUAUUCUGCCUCGAUGGUGUGAAGGGGGACCUCCUGAUCGACAUUGGCUCUGGCCCUACCAUCUACCAGCUCCUCUCUGCUUGUGAAUCCUUCAAGGAGAUCAUUGUCACUGACUACACUGAGCAGAACCUGCAGGAGCUGCAGAAAUGGCUAAAGAAGGAACCAGGGGCCUUUGACUGGUCCCCAGUGGUAACCUACGUGUGUGAGCUCGAAGGGAACAGAAUCAAGGAGCUGGAGAAGGAGGAGAAGUUGAGGCGUGUGGUCACACAGGUGCUCAAGUGCGACGUGACCCAGAGCCGGCCACUGGGCAGCGUCCCCCUGCCCCUAGCCGACUGCCUGCUCAGCACGCUGUGCCUGGAUGCCGCUUGCCCAGACCUCCCUGCCUACUGCACAGCCCUCCGGAACCUCAGCAGUCUGCUAAAGCCGGGGGGCUUCCUGGUGGUGGUGGAUGCCCUGAAGAGCAGCUACUACAUGAUCGGCGAGCAGAAGUUCUCCAGCCUCUGCCUGGGCCGGGAGGCAAUAGAAGCUGCCGUGAGAGAGGCUGGCUUCUCAGUUGAGCAGUUUGAGGUGAUCUCUCGAAGGUAUUCUUCCACCAUGUGCGACAACGAAGGGCUUUUCUCUCUGGUGGGGCGGAAGCUGAGCAAAUCUGUAUGACUCCCGUGAUUGAAAAUAAAGCAGUUAACUUCUUGGUU
This is a messenger RNA of Felis catus (domestic cat), 1429 nucleotides long. Its product is annotated as nicotinamide N-methyltransferase. Gene Ontology annotation, molecular function: nicotinamide N-methyltransferase activity. Lineage: Eukaryota; Metazoa; Chordata; Mammalia; Carnivora; Felidae. The record is from RefSeq and is a predicted model, not a curated record. Gene Ontology annotation, cellular component: cytosol. The transcript is spliced from 3 exons. The coding region runs from base 597 to 1391 and encodes 264 amino acids.